Molecule: messenger RNA, 1876 nt
Organism: Oryza sativa Japonica Group (Japanese rice)
Lineage: Eukaryota; Viridiplantae; Streptophyta; Magnoliopsida; Poales; Poaceae
Product: protein BYPASS1-LIKE
Source: RefSeq, a predicted model, not a curated record
CCCAUCCAUCCAUCCAUCCACACAUCACCACCUCACCAUCUCCAUCCAUCUCACCCGUUAACCCGCUAAGCUCUCUCUCCAAGAUCCGCUUCGGUUUCCUCUCCGGCGAUCUCGCCGGCGACCAUGCCGGCGACCGACUACCAGGGCUCCUCCUCGACCCACUCCCACCCGUCGCCCUUCUCCUCGUUCGGCCGCUCCCUCCUCUCGCUCCGCCGCGACAGCCCCGCCGCCGCCGCCGGCGCGUCCCCGGCCAUGGCGUCCGGCGAGGAGGCCGACCUGGAGGCGUUCCAGCGGCACGUGGCGGCGCACCUCGCCGAUCUCAGGGGCGGGGAGGACGAGCUCCUGUCCAUCGAGUGGAUCCGGCGGCUGCUCGAGGCGUUCCUGCUGUGCCAGGAGGAGUUCCGGGUGGUGGUGGCGCUGGCGCGCCGCCGCGGGGCGCUGUCGGCGGCGGCGGAGAAGAUGGUGGGGGAUUUCUACGAGCGCGCGGUGAAGGCGCUCGACGUGUGCAACGCCGCACGCGACGGCGUCGACCAGGUCAGGCGGUGGGAGCGGCUCGCCGGCAUCGCGGCGUCCGUGCUGCUCGCCCCAGGGGAGAUCCACGAGGGCCAGCUCCGCCGCGCGCGGAAGGCGCUCUCCGACCUCUCGGUGCUCCUCAUCGACGACGCCGCGGCCGCCGCGGGUGGCGGCGGCGUCGCCUCCUUCCUCUCCUCCCACCGCAACCGCUCCUUCGGCCGCGCCCGCGCGUCGCCCUCCCGCUCCGCGACGCUCGCCUCCUCCUCAUCCUCCUCGUCGUCGUCCUCCUCCUCCUCCCACUUCCGCUCGCUCUCGUGGAGCGUCUCCCGCAACUGGUCGGCGGCUAGGCAGCUGCAGGCCAUCGGGUCCGGCCUGGCGGCGCCGCGCGCGCACGAGGGGGGACUCGUGGCGCCGGUGUACUCCAUGGGCUGCCUGCUCCACCUCGCCGCGUGGGCCCUCGUCGCCGCCGUGCCGUGCCCGGACCGCGCCGCCGCGCUCCAGGCGCACCACCUCCCCGCCGCGCCGCCGCGCGCCGCGUUCCCAUGGGCGCCGCCGCUGCUCGCGCUCCAGGAGCGCCUCACCGAGGAGGGGAAGCGCAAGGACAGGCGCAACUCCUGCGGCCUCCUCAAGGAAAUCCACGCGCUGGAGAAAUGCACGCAGCGGCUCGCCGAGGCGAUCGACGCCGCACCCGUCCCGCUCUCCGGUGAGCGCGAGGCCGAGGUACGGGAGGCCGCCGCCGAGCUGGCUGCCGUGUGCGCCGCCAUGAGGGCCGGCCUUGAGCCUCUCGAAAGGCAGGUCAGGGAGGUGUUCCACCGCAUUGUUCGCAGCCGCAUGGAGGGGCUCGAUUCGCCGAUGCUCAACGCCGAUUGAAACAUGGAGAAUUCACAUUUGAUCGCGCAAUGUGGUGGUGAUAGGUAAUGCCGAUCGAACCGUCGAGAAUUUGGAUUUGAUCGCGCAAAUGUGGUGGUUAUAGGUAGCUCUCCUGUUCUUGGUUUUUUUCCUCACUUGUGGUGGUCUAGUAGUAAUUAUAAAAUGUGUGCCGUUCUGUAAAGGAAGGGGGGAAAGGAAAGGAACCAUCUUUAUGUAAAGAUGAUUCCUUCUUCCCAUGUUUUGAUGCUGCAUUUGGUGUAUAUCAUGGCAUUUUUGUUAGUCCUCCAUGUGUGCGCGGCUAAUUCUGGGAGUAACUUAUAGUUGAAAAAUCUGUGAGGUCGCUAUGAAAUGUGGCCUGUUGUCGAGAAUGUCGACAAAAAAAUUAAACAAGAAAAAAAAAUCUACUGUGGUUUAGUUCGAUUGUGUUGUGUCAUAAUUCAUGUUUGGUCCUGAUAUUUGGAUGGUUUAAUCAAAAGGUCAAAUCUUGAAACUA